UAUUCGUCCCGCUGUUCUAGCUGUUUCUGGAUGCCAAGCCCACGAGGCGCGUUUCACACGUUGGAACAUGAUUUCCCCUCCAAUAAGAGAUGGCCAGCGAGACGAAUGCUAAGCAACAUCAUUUCCCAAAUCAAACAACGAUGGUGGCGUCUUCAGUGUUGGGUGGGGACCUGGAGUUUUGGUUUAUGCAUAACCACAAGUUGCAACCACGGCGCUGUAGUGUGUUACUAUACCCACCAAUGCCACAGACGUGAUGGUUGCAAAAAGAGUCCCGCUGAUCGUCGCUCUCAUAUCUGA
Messenger RNA from Periconia digitata, 297 nucleotides. The record is from the annotation of a GenBank genome assembly. Lineage: Eukaryota; Fungi; Ascomycota; Dothideomycetes; Pleosporales; Periconiaceae.